UGCCCUCUGCCUCUCUCUAGCAUGCACGCGUGUGCACGCACACACGCACACUUUCCUUGUACUUUUGACAUUUAUUUGCCAUUGUCAAACUUUACUUUCUUUUGGGCAUUUGGUUUUGCACGUGAAUUUUUGGCAUGCAUAGUCAGCUCGUCCCCUUUUUUCCAUCUAUAACGUUAUUCAAACAGGCGUUCAGACAAUGUCUCCAUGAGUUUAGGAUGUUUCUGUCUUUUGGAGCAACACACACUCACUGAUUCAGACUUGCUCUCUCCUCUCUCCCUGCUCUUUCAUGCAAACACACACCGAGUCCCUCUCCACGUGUACCAAUGAAUGUCUCCUCCGAGGGCUCCUGAGUUCAAUGUCACGCUGGGCAGAAGUGGAGCAAGAGUAACGAGCAUGUGUGGAGUGCAGACAGGGAGAGACCCAUUCCAGCCAGCAGAGGGCAGCCGAGGGGAGGCGCUGGCGCGCGAGGGCUGAGCCGAGCUGAGCCUCGCCUCGCUCGGGCAGCCUCAGCCUCAGCACCAGCCGCGCCGGAGCCCGGAGCGCAGUCACUGAGGGCAGCGGCGGCGGCGGAAGCCAGGCGCGCAGCGAGGGGCGGCGCGGGCGGGAAGCAGCAGCUGCCGCCGCCGCCGCCGCCGCCACCGCCGCGACGGGAAGCAGCCAGCCGGCUCGCCGGCAGUCGGCUCGGGCCCCUGCCCUUUCGGCUUCGUGUCCCUGGCGCCGGGCGGCCGGCGAGUCUGGAGCCCGCGCCGUCGCCGGUCGCGUCCUCCGGGCAUGGAAGGAGGCGGCAAGUCCAACUCUUCGUCCAACAGCCGGGACGAUGGCAACAGCGUCUUCCCCGCCAAGGCGUCCGCGACGGGCGCGGGGCCGGCCGCGGCCGAGAAGCGCCUGGGCACCCCACCGGGGGGCGGCGGGGCUGGAGCGAAGGAGCACGGCAACUCCGUGUGCUUUAAGGUGGACGGCGGCGGCGGCGGCGGCGGCGGCGAGGAGCCGGCUGGGGGCUUCGAGGACGCCGAGGGACCCCGGCGGCAGUACGGCUUCAUGCAGAGGCAGUUCACCUCCAUGCUGCAGCCCGGGGUCAACAAAUUCUCCCUCCGUAUGUUUGGGAGCCAGAAGGCGGUGGAGAAGGAGCAGGAAAGGGUUAAAACUGCAGGCUUCUGGAUUAUCCACCCUUACAGUGAUUUCAGGUUUUAUUGGGAUUUAAUAAUGCUUAUAAUGAUGGUUGGAAAUCUAGUCAUCAUACCAGUUGGAAUCACAUUCUUUACAGAGCAAACAACAACACCAUGGAUUAUUUUCAAUGUGGCAUCAGAUACAGUUUUCCUAUUGGACCUGAUCAUGAAUUUUAGGACUGGGACUGUCAAUGAAGACAGUUCUGAAAUCAUCCUGGACCCCAAAGUGAUCAAGAUGAAUUAUUUAAAAAGCUGGUUUGUGGUUGACUUCAUCUCAUCCAUCCCAGUGGAUUAUAUCUUUCUUAUUGUAGAAAAAGGAAUGGAUUCAGAAGUUUACAAGACAGCCAGGGCACUUCGCAUUGUGAGGUUUACAAAAAUUCUCAGUCUCUUGCGUUUAUUACGACUUUCAAGGUUAAUUAGAUACAUACAUCAAUGGGAAGAGAUAUUCCACAUGACGUAUGAUCUCGCCAGUGCAGUGGUGAGAAUUUUUAAUCUCAUCGGUAUGAUGCUGCUUCUGUGCCACUGGGAUGGCUGUCUUCAGUUCUUAGUACCACUACUGCAGGACUUCCCACCAGAUUGCUGGGUGUCUUUAAAUGAAAUGGUUAAUGAUUCUUGGGGAAAGCAGUAUUCAUAUGCACUCUUCAAAGCUAUGAGUCACAUGCUGUGCAUUGGGUAUGGAGCCCAAGCCCCAGUCAGCAUGUCUGACCUCUGGAUUACCAUGCUGAGCAUGAUCGUCGGGGCCACCUGCUAUGCCAUGUUUGUUGGCCAUGCCACCGCUUUAAUCCAGUCUCUGGAUUCUUCAAGGCGGCAAUAUCAAGAGAAGUAUAAGCAAGUGGAACAAUACAUGUCAUUCCAUAAGUUACCAGCUGAUAUGCGUCAGAAGAUACAUGAUUACUAUGAACACAGAUACCAAGGCAAAAUCUUUGAUGAGGAAAAUAUUCUCAGUGAACUCAAUGAUCCUCUGAGAGAGGAGAUAGUCAACUUCAACUGUCGGAAACUGGUGGCUACAAUGCCUCUAUUUGCUAACGCGGAUCCUAAUUUUGUGACUGCCAUGCUGAGCAAGUUGAGAUUUGAGGUGUUUCAACCUGGAGAUUAUAUCAUUCGAGAAGGAGCCGUGGGUAAAAAAAUGUAUUUCAUUCAACACGGCGUUGCUGGUGUCAUUACAAAAUCCAGUAAAGAAAUGAAGCUGACAGAUGGCUCUUACUUUGGAGAGAUUUGCCUGCUAACCAAAGGACGUCGUACCGCCAGUGUUCGAGCUGAUACAUAUUGUCGUCUUUACUCACUUUCUGUGGACAAUUUCAAUGAGGUCCUGGAGGAAUAUCCAAUGAUGAGGAGAGCCUUUGAGACCGUUGCCAUUGACCGACUAGAUCGGAUAGGAAAGAAAAACUCCAUUCUUCUGCAAAAGUUCCAGAAGGAUCUGAACACUGGUGUUUUCAACAAUCAGGAGAACGAGAUCCUGAAGCAGAUUGUGAAACACGACAGGGAGAUGGUGCAGGCAAUCGCUCCCAUCAAUUAUCCUCAAAUGACAACCCUGAAUUCUACACCCUCAACUACGACCCCGACCUCCCGCAUGAGGACACAGUCUCCACCGGUGUACACAGCGACCAGCCUGUCUCACAGCAACCUGCAUUCCCCCAGUCCCAGCACACAGACGCCCCAGCCGUCAGCCAUCCUCUCGCCCUGCUCCUACACCACCGCGGUCUGCAGCCCUCCUGUACAGAGCCCUCUGGCCGCUCGAACUUUCCACUAUGCCUCCCCCACGGCCUCCCAGCUGUCACUCAUGCAACAGCAGCCGCAGCAGCAGGUACAGCAGUCCCAGGCGCCGCAGACUCAGCCGCAGCAGCAGUCCCCGCAGCCACAGACACCGGGCAGCUCCACGCCGAAAAACGAAGUGCACAAGAGCACACAGGCGCUUCACAACACCAACCUGACCCGGGAAGUCAGGCCCCUCUCCGCCUCGCAGCCCUCGCUGCCCCAUGAGGUGUCCACUCUGAUUUCCAGACCUCAUCCCACUGUGGGCGAGUCCCUGGCCUCCAUUCCUCAACCCGUGACGGCGGUCCCCGGCACGGGCCUUCAGGCAGGUGGCAGGAGCACUGUCCCGCAGCGCGUCACCCUCUUCCGACAGAUGUCGUCGGGAGCCAUCCCCCCGAACCGAGGAGUCCCUCCGGCACCCCCUCCACCAGCAGCUGCUCUUCCGAGAGAAUCUUCCUCAGUCUUAAACACAGACCCAGACGCAGAAAAGCCACGAUUUGCUUCAAAUUUAUGAUCCCUGCUGAUUGUCAAAGCAGAAAGAAAUACUCUCAUAAACUGAGACUAUACUCAGAUCUUAUUUUAUUCUAUCUCCUGAUAGAUCCCUCUAGCCUAUUAUGAAGAGAUAUUUUAGACAGCUCUGGCCUACACGUGAAAUGUAAAAAUAUAUAUACAUCUAUUACAAAAUAUAUAUCUAAAUUCCCAAGAGAGGGUCAAAAGACCUGUUUAGCAUUCAGUGUUAUAUGUCUUCCUUUCUUUAAAUCAUUAAAGGAUUUAAAAUGUUGUGUAAGAUUAUUUAUUUCUAACCGACUUUUACUUAAGUCCUUUGAUAUGUAUAUUUCUCUAUUUUAUGAAGAGUUCUUGGAUUCAAUGGAAACAAAACUGAUUUUAAAAAGGCGACUCAAACGAGCUAGAAAAUAGCACCAAUCCAAACUUUCUUUCAUUAGCUGUGUCUCUGCAUCUAAAUUGUUAAUCAUUAAUGAUGGAGAAUUAAAUAACAAAUCCCAUUUUAUAGAUCUAAAUUGUAUGUCGGUGCUUUCAAUUUUGAAUUAGGUUAAAGGAUGCACUACUUGCUUGGCCACUGUAGGAGACUAGCAUUGCCACUGUUAAGAAUACCACUAACCUCAAACAUGUUCAUUGAUCUUUCCGAAAGCUGAGGGAAAAUUAAUAUUUGUCUUCAUGUGUUAUCGGACUUUUACCAAGACUCGAUCAAUGUUAGUUGUAAAUAACUUUUUCAACCCAAAUAAAAAUAGCUAUUCUGUCUUGUAUGAAGGUAAAAGUCAUUGUUUAAGAAUUUAGUUUUAUUGCUUCACUUCAAAACUUAGAGUUUUAAAUUUUACAAAACCUGAUUGUGAGAAUUAUUCAAUUGUAAUGCAAUGGCUUGAAACCUACAAUAUUAUUUUAACCUGCAAUGUUUUAUGCAAAACUGUAUGCUCGAAUCUACAAAUUGCUUGUAUUACACCAAAAAUCAUUACUUUUCUUUCUUCUUGCCAUAAUUAAGCAUCUGAAAAUAGUCCCUGCAUGCUUCUGGGGGAAAAAAAUAGGUUCAGAUCAGUCAUUGUAGGGAAAGGCUUACAGUAUUUCUUGUUUCUAGAAAACAUAACAAUUCAUUAAUCGUCUAUCUUAAAAUUCCUAUAAGGCUGACUUGGAUCUCUGACUUAAGUCUAGAAGUGAGGUUUUCACUUUUAUUUAAUAUUAUUGCUAUUAUUAUUAUUUAAACAAUUAUUUGUAAACCACAGCUUGAUUUGGAGUUAAGUGUGGUCUGUGUCUUCACUGUAGCUGGUAAUUUACUAUGGUGUUAAUUUUAAAAAAUAAAUUCAAUACAGCAUCACAUCUGUUUGGGAACCCACAUUUUGCUCUAUGUAUAUUGUAACUAAGUGGUUAGUAAACCUUAUGGCAUGUGGUGACUAAUGUAGCCCAUAUAUAAAAGGUUUGUCAUUUUUAAUGUGUUGAAAAUACUACAGACAUGGUGACGAAAAGCAGGGAUAAAGUUGAAUGUCUGUGAGCAUUGUUUGUCUGUUUUCUUAACUCUUUCCAUGGUCUGUGAGCACCUGCUUCUUCUCAAAGAACUCCCUUAGUAAUCAUUUGUGCCUAAUGUAUCCCACACAUGUGGAGUAUGACUGGAACACAAUUGGAAGAUUCCCAGUAACCGGCUUCUGUAAAUAACCCAAGUUAAGAGCAUGACCUAAAGUGGAGGUCUCCAGUAUCUCUGACACUGGCAAUACAUUUAAGAACGUACAGAGAUCACACAUUAAAUGGGGCAGGGCCUGCAGAUAGACUUGAGGACAGAAAACAAAAACAAAAGCAAAAACUCUAAAGUGGAUCCUUGCUGCCUGUUAUGCCUUUUGCGGAUAUAAUACCUAUAAUACCAAAAUGAGUUGUUAUGUUUAAUUUCAAACAAAUCCAACUUGUGUGGAAGUAAUCAACAAUGCUAGUCAAUGUAAUGUAAUGAUCAAUAUGCUGGUGACAUAUGAUGGCAUGUCAGGAAUACUGUUGUAAGAAAGGGGUUGUUCAGUCUACCUAGAACCUAUGGGAAAGCUGCAAGACCAUUUACAUAUCAGUACAAAACUCCUUUAUUUUAUUAAAAUAUGAGAAUUAACUUCAAUUUAUUAAGAUUAUGUAUCAGUCCUUUAAAUUAUUAAAGGUUUACAUUUGAUAGGAUUAAUGGAUUUGGUAGUGAAAUAUUUUUAUAUAUAUAUAUAAAUUUUUGGUUUUUUAUUUUGAGCACUAUUGGGAAACAUAAGCAAAAUUCAAUUGCAUGGUCUUUCAGUGCAACCAUACAAUUUUUAUUCACUUUGUAAUAGAAUGGACAAAAAAAACUAAGGUUUAUAUGUUAAACUAAUAAAAUGGUACAGGGUAAAUUAUAUACAUAUAUGUAUGAAUGUAUAUAUAGUUAGAUUAAGGAAAAAAAAUUACUCACAUUCCUGUAAUAUAAAGGUCCAUUGCUAGUUGAAAAGUGACCUCUUUUCUCUGUACAUAGUGAAGCCCAUACGUAUGGAGUUUUAAUUUGUACAGAAAGAAAUGUAUUAUUGAUUUGUCUUUCUGCUGCUGGGAAGAUAAUAGAAUAGCUGAUUCUUACAAUAACUGUAUGAUCAGGGAUGAGUUAGAAUAUUUCUUUUGUCUUUGCUCAAAGCCAUACAUAUAUAAAUAUAUAUAAAGAUUAUUAAUAAAUUCAACAAAAAAUAAACUACAAUCAUGAAUAUUUUAUUUUAUCAAUAUAUGCUAAUCAAAUGUUUUAUUUUAUUAAUGAGUACAGCUUUGCCUCUUUCUAUUUUUACAACCUAAAAUUUCCAAGAGAACUUAUACUUGAUAAUCACAUAAAAUCAGUUAUAAUGUAUAAUUCUGGAAUGAGAGGACUUUAAAUAGAACAUGGAUUUUUCAACCACUUUGUUUUACCUUUUCCAUAUAGUAAAAUACGAGCUUCUUUUCCUUUUGGCUCUGUGCCUUUUUAGAAUGGGGUUGUUCUCCAACUUCAAAACACAGCUAUUUUAUUAGAUAUACAGAUGAGAAAUAAUUUUCCUAUAAUUGUAAAUAAUUGUCCUGUAAGAUAUUUAUACAAACCUAUUUUGUUAUAAUAGUUCUAUAACAUACCUAUUUUGUUAUCAUAGGGCCCAAGGCCUAUAGUAGGCCCAAUGCCCUAUUAUAACAAAAUUGGUUUGUAUAAAUAUAUUCAUAUUUAUAGCCUUGGGCCCUGCAAAGGUAUUUGGAUAGUGAUAGAACCUCCCCAUACAAGUGGGUUUUAAAUCAGACACAAAACCCUGAAAUAGAGUUUAUCAUAAUGAGAAUAAGUAGUGAAGCAUUCCUGAAAACAAGGAGAUAAAUAAUAGCAAUGGCAAUAUAUUCUAUUCACCAAAAGAAAAUAGCUUGUCUCUAGGUCUGGAUGACCUCUUCAUAAGUGAAUGAUUCCCUGAUGAAUGCUGUUCCACUUUAAAGAGAUGGUUAUUUUGCAAUUUAUAAACUUAACAUACUAUUUUCAGGUCACUACAAAGUACAUAGUCAAGUUAUUACCAUUAUUCCUAUAGGACAUGGAAUGGUUUAAACAAUAUGACAGGUUUAAAAUUUUACAUGAUUUAUUUCAAACCCUGAAUUAUUUGUACUUCACAUUAUGAGCAAUCUCUAUUGUCUUUCACGACUAUUUUUAAAAUCUCCAUACGUCCUCUUUCAGCUUAGGUUUUUAUAUUUGUUAAUUUUACCAUGUCACUUUGCUUCUAUGGCCUUCACUUGCGUCAUUUAUAAUGUUAAGCUGUUUGAAUGAGGUAUCUCUCCAUUAUACCUUUAUCUUUUUAGAACAUGUUCCAUAAAACCCAUGUGGUUAUUUUGUUCAUAUGUGCUACAACUAGCAAACUGUUAUUUUAUGUUCACCUACCUUAAAAAUUACUCAUACUCUACUAUGGAAAAGAAACAUGGUCCUUAUAGAAUUGAAUACUGAGCUAUUUUAAGUCCUGAAAAGAAUGAUCAAAAAUUGCUGCAUGAGCCAAAUUAUAGCUCAGUUCUGUAACUGUAUUCAAUAUGGUUCUUUUCAAGGAAAAUGGGAUAGAGAUUUUCAUUGAAAGAUUUGAUGUUGUAUACUUAGGUGAGUAUACCUGCUAUUGUCACUCGAAAACAAUGACUUUCUUAAGCAAUUUCAAUUUUUUCCUUUUUAACAACCCUGUACUUGCACAACCCUGCUUCCUUGCUUUACCCUAAUCCUGACCUUGCUUCCAAUUCAGGCUCUGACAUGGACAAAUGGAGAUUUUAAGGAUUUUUUAUGAGAGAUGCCUUGCUGACAUUCCCUGUCAACCUUGAAAAUUGUUUAAAGAUGAUAUUAAGAGAACCUAUAUAUAAUGCUCUGAAUUUGUCUCUAAGGUCCUUGAUGUGGAGAGAAUGAGUAAUAUAUUCAAUUCUGGAAAAAGAAUUAUUUCGUGAAAAAUUAAACCUGCUUUUCUAAAAUGUGGAGGUUUAACAGAACACAGCUGAUUGGGAACACUGGCAGUUCAAUGCAGCUGGAGCGUAUCAGGGGAACCGAGAUGGAGUGGGAAAUAUAAAUUUCAAAAACCUUCUGAAAGGCUUUUAACAUCAGGGCAAAGGUUUUACAGUGUUAUAUUUUCUAUUCUUAAUUUGAGUUUAUCAAUGGGGAGGAUUCACAUUGAAAUGUCUGUUUUGCUAAUGUAACAAGGAAUAAUUUAUGACAGAGAAAAAAUUGGGGGCUAUUUAUAAUAGAGGGUUCUGGGUCCUAAGGAAGGUCCUAGGUUUGCUAAAUAGAGUAAUGGGAAUAGGAAACUGAAAGUUGACUUGCUUUGCAUAAGAUAAAGAAUAUAUUGUGGCAGGGAAGAGGGACGAGAAGAUAAGAGCUAGAACCUGUGAGAAGGGAAAGAAGUGAUGAAAUAAUUUUGACUCAAAUAAAGCAAGUUCUCAGGCCAGGUGUGGUGGCUCAUAUGUGUAAUACCAGCACUCUGGGAGGCCAAGGUGUGAGGAACACUUGAGGCCAGGAGUUGGAGACCAACCUGGGCAGCAUAGUGAGAUCUGGUCUCUACAAAAAAAAAAUUUUUUAAUUGACCACGUGUGGUGGUGUACUCCUAUAGUCCUAGCUACUCAGAAAGUUGAGGCAGAAGGAUCGCUUGAACCCAGGAGGUCAGGGCUACAGUGAGCCCUGUUCAUGCGGCUGCACUCCAGCUGUGGGGGCGGGGGUGGCAGAACAAGACCCUUUCUCAAAAAAAAAUCAAAAAGGGAAGCAAGUUCUUUAGUUCCUAUUAGAGGUACCACACACUCUCCAAAGAUCAACAAAGGUGAACAUUGUGUGGAACUAUUUUAUUUCUACUGUAACAUCAAUGGCCAUUUACUCCCAAAAGGAAACAUCUUUUUUUUUUUUUUUUCCAGAUAAAGUCUGGCUCUGUUACCCAGGUGCAAGCGCAAUGGCAGGAUCUUGGUUCACUGCAACCUCUGCCUCCCAGGUUUAAGCAAUUCUCCUGCCUCGGCCUCCCGAAUAGCUGGGAUUACAGGUGUCCUCCACCACACCUGGCUAAGUUUUUAUAUUUUUAAUACAGAUGGAUUUCACCAUGUUGGCCAGGCUGAUCUCAAACCCCUGACCUCAAGUGGUUGGACUGCCUCGGCCUCCCAAAGUGCUGGGAUUACAGGCCUGAGCCACUGUACCUGGCCCUUCUAUUUUUUUUUUAAUUUCAUGUAAGCAGAGAAUAAUAUUUAUUUAUUCAAUUGAACAAGUCUGAAUAAAUUAGUAAAUAUAAUAAUUCUUCAAAAGAGAAAUACCAUUUUAUGUUUCCAAUAGAUAUAAUUGAAUUCAAGUAACAUAGUUAUUCAGACUUUUUUUUUUUGAAUAAUGGAGUUUUGCAACAAACAGUUUGUAAUUUUACCAAACUUACCAUCAUUUUCUACAGAGACUAUUCAGAUGUGCAGAGGCAAAGAGACUUUCUUAAAAGGGUUUUAUUUCCUGUUAAAUUUGUGACAAAAACUCCUGAGAAAGGAAAGAUUUACAUUUGAAGGAAGAAAGAACAUAACUCAAAGAAAUUUGAAAGAUUCAAAAAGAGUUUUACAGAUAUAUUCUCAUUUCUUUCUCAUAUUUGUUCAAGAUCUUAGUUUCCAAGCAUUUAAAAUUAAAUAUUGUUUGCCUAACUCUUCUAACAUCUAUUACCAACCUAACCUAGUACAAUUCUAUUUAAAAUGUGCAGUUCUAAAUGUCCCCAGGUGCCUCACUAUGGCAAGUGUGGUGCAUGGAACUGCGGCAUCAGUAUCACCCCGAAGUUUGUAAAAAGUGCAGAGGGCCUUACCCUGUACCUCCAGAAGUCUGCUUUUGGACAAGAUCCCCAGAUGAUUCAUAUGUGUGUUAAUAUUGAAAAGAGUGGUGCUAGUUAGUCCUGGAGGAGGUAAGUUUUAAGGGCAUUUUAAGGGACCUUUGAAGUGUUAAGACAUUUCUGGAGAUGACAAGUCAAGAUAGUGUGGGAUCUUGGCUAGACAGGGAAAGCGAGAGAACAUUAACUCAACACGAGGAACCUGAAACCGGUGACAAACCACCUAUGUCAUAAUUUUAUCCUGAACUAUCCAAAAUGUACUCUUGGUCAUGCUGUCUAACCCAGCCUGCCUCCUGGUACUUGCUAAUUAGAAACAAGGAAGAGAAAACUAGUAUGUGUUAGGUACUAUAAUUUCCUUAUUUUAGAUAAAUUUUGGUGGCAUAGCUAGCAAUGCUUCUUGAUAUCACAUCAGUACAAUGUGUCUGUUGCCUUCUGUAACAUUUUAAUGCUAUCAAUAAUACGUUGACAUUGUAAAAAUAAAUAAAUGUGGCCAAUGUUUUGCAAAUGA
Molecule: messenger RNA, 10205 nt
Organism: Callithrix jacchus (white-tufted-ear marmoset)
Lineage: Eukaryota; Metazoa; Chordata; Mammalia; Primates; Cebidae
Gene: HCN1
Product: hyperpolarization activated cyclic nucleotide gated potassium channel 1
Biological process (GO): regulation of membrane depolarization; potassium ion transmembrane transport; sodium ion transmembrane transport
Cellular component (GO): HCN channel complex; dendrite; axon
Molecular function (GO): voltage-gated potassium channel activity
Source: RefSeq, a predicted model, not a curated record